AACCAUAUAACUGUGUCUGCAAACAGUCUGCCCUCAGUUUGUCAGCAGAACAGCUUUCUGUUUUGAUAACUUAGAUGUGUGCCUUCAUUGCUGAAAAAAGACAUGCUGAUGAACUAGUUCAGUUUUAAGAUGUUUUACUUAGAAGACGAUAGUGAAGAUGAGGAGGAGAAGGUUCCUGAAGGCUCCUUAAGUAAACCUGAAGGUGUUUACCCUGGAAAGGCCCCGGCUGGUCUCCUGUCUCAGACCAUGAAUUACGUGGGACAGCUGGCGGGGCAGGUGAUCGUCACCGUGAAGGAGCUCUACAAGGGCAUCAACCAGGCCACGCUGUCCGGCUGCAUCGACGUGGUCGUGGUGCGGCAGCAGGACGGCUCCUUCCAGUGCUCACCGUUCCACGUGCGCUUCGGGAAGCUGGGCGUCCUGAGGUCCAAGGAGAAGGUGAUCGACAUAGAGAUCAAUGGCGACGUGGUGGACCUGCACAUGAAGCUGGGCGACAAUGGGGAGGCCUUCUUCGUGGAGGAGACCGAGGAGGAGUAUGAGAAGCUUCCUGCUUACCUCGCCACCUCGCCGAUUCCCACCGAGGAUCAGUUCUUCACGGAUAUUGACUCCCCUUUGGUGAAACCAGGUGUACAGAGGGCAGACAUCUCACACAUCCUGGAAACAGAGGCCGUUUUCACCUCGAGUUCUGUGAAAAAGAAAAAACGGAGGAGGAAGAAAUGCAAACAGGACAGCAAGAAGGAAGACCAGGCCGUGUCCCCCGCUGCAGAGGACACCGUGGGUGUGGACCUGAGCUCUGACGACGACAAGGGGGCCCAGUCGGCAAGAGGAUCUUCCAAUGUUUCAUUAAAGGAGGAGGAAUAUAAGGAGCCUCUGCUAUUCCAUGCAGGGGACCACUACCCCCUAUCUGAUGGAGACUGGUCCCCGUUAGACAGCCCCUACUCCCCGCCGGCGUGCCCUAAGAGCGACUCGGAGCUGGAGGUGAAACCCGCGGAGAGCCUGCUCAGAUCCGAGUCCCACAUGGAGUGGACGUGGGGCGGGUUCCCGGAGUCCACCAAGGUCAGCAAGAGAGAGCGAGCUGACCAUCAGCCUAGGACAGCAACGAUCACUCCGUCAGAAAACACCCAUUUUCGGGUCAUCCCCAGCGAGGACCACUUGCGAAGUGAAGUUGAGAAGGAUGCGUCCGUGGGGGAGGCGCUCUGUACCGUCGUGAAGCCCAAACCCAGAGCCCCGGGGAAGCAGGUGAGCGGAGCGGCCUCCUCGGAAGAGCCCCUGGAGCUGCCCCAGGGCCCAGCUCCGCCGGAGGCCGACCACCCUCCUGCCCCAGCCUUCACGGAGGCACCCUCAGAAUCCAAGCCAGUUGCCAAAGUCGACUCGCCAUCCAGGAAGAGAGCUGUCCACAAGAGAAGCCAGCACCAAGGACCUGAAGACAUUUACCUGGAUGACCUGAAGGCCCUGGAACCUGAGGUUGCCGCUCUCUAUUUCCCCAAAAGUGACUCGGACCCCGGCUCCAGGCAGUGGCCCGAGUUGGACACGCUGUCCGGCUCCCAGUCUCCGCAGUCAGUGGGCAGCGCGGCUGCUGAUAGUGGCACCGAGUGCCUCUCGGAUUCUGCCAUGGACCUGCCCGACGUCACCCUCUCCCUCUGUGGGGGCCUCAGUGAGAACGGAGAAAUCUCUAAAGAGAAGUUCAUGGAGCAUAUCAUUACUUAUCAUGAGUUUGCAGAAAACCCUGGACUUAUAGACAAUCCCAACCUUGUAAUACGGAUAUAUAACCGUUACUACAGCUGGGCAUUGGCUGCUCCCAUGAUCCUCAGCCUGCAGGUCUUCCAGAAGAAUCUGCCUAAGGCCACGGUGGAGUCCUGGGUCAAAGAUAAGAUGCCUAAGAAAUCCGGUCGCUGGUGGUUUUGGCGUAAGAGAGAGAGCAUAACCAAACAGCUGCCAGAGGCCAAGGAGGGGAAGUCGGAGGUGCCGCCGCCCAGUGACCUGCCGCCGAGUGCACAGGAGCCGGCCAGCGGCAGGCCAGCCGAGGAUGACUCGUCAAGUGACGAGGGGUCACAGGAGCUUGAGGAGUCCAUCAAAGCAGACCCCCUCCCUGCAGAGCCCCCAAGCCACGGCAGCACCACGUCCUAUAAGAAGUCUCUCCGCCUCUCGUCGGACCAGAUCGCAAAACUGAAGCUCCAAGAUGGCCCCAACGACGUCGUGUUCAGUAUUACGACCCAGUAUCAGGGUACCUGCCGCUGUGCAGGCACCAUUUACCUGUGGGACUGGAACGACAAGAUCGUCAUUUCCGACAUCGACGGCACAAUAACCAAGUCUGAUGCUUUGGGACAGAUCCUUCCACAGCUGGGGAAGGACUGGACUCAUCAGGGGAUUGCGAAGCUCUACCAUUCCAUCAAUGAGAACGGCUACAAGUUCCUGUACUGCUCCGCCCGCGCCAUUGGCAUGGCCGACAUGACCCGCGGCUACCUGCACUGGGUCAACGACAAGGGCACCAUCCUGCCCCGGGGCCCCCUGAUGCUGUCACCCAGCAGCCUGUUCUCCGCCUUCCACAGAGAAGUAAUAGAAAAGAAACCAGAGAAGUUCAAAAUUGAAUGUCUGAAUGAUAUCAAGAAUCUGUUUGCCCCGUCCAAGCAGCCCUUCUAUGCUGCCUUUGGAAACCGUCCAAAUGAUGUCUAUGCUUACAUGCAAGUUGGAGUUCCAGACUGCAGGAUAUUCACCGUGAACCCCAAGGGCGAACUGAUACAGGAAAGGACCAAAGGAAACAAAUCAUCGUACCACAGACUGAGCGAGCUGGUGGAGCACGUGUUCCCACUUCUCAGUAAGGAACAGAAUUCCGCCUUUGCAUGCCCGGAGUUCAGCUCCUUCUGCUACUGGCGGGACCCGAUCCCCGAGGUGGACCUGGACGACCUGGCCUGAGGCAGCACCCCAGCGGGAGGCUCUCCGUUGCUCACUUCGCAGCAGGCGGAGGGGACCGGCCUUUCUGCUGGACAGAGGACUCGGGGCUCCCUCCCAGCCACAGGUGUGGGACAAGACGCGUUGACAGUCGGGCACUGGCGGGGACCUGGGAGCUCCUGGAGCUGGAGCUGCCCUCCUCCUCACCCUCCCAGGUUGGGCAGGGCCACUGUUGGGUGCCCGGGCCGGAGCAGGGAGGGGCACUCAGACCUGAGGCUGGAGGCCUGGCUCCUGUCGCUGGCUGGUCCUCUCCCACACGGAGUCGAGUGGUGGACUGGGUGCUCUUUUCACUGCAGAAUUUACCAGGAAGGAAGCAGCAGCUAAGACUGGACCAAAACUUGCACAGAGUAAAGUGUUACGUUCCCCCUGGGCGGCUGAGAGUGUUUCUCUCUGAACUGAGGGCCUUCUUCAGGGCAUCAGGGUCCACUUAGUGAGGCUGGUCCGAACCGACUGCACAUUUCUUUUGUGGGCUGCUCCCUCCCUGCUCCGCAGAAACAGAGCGACCGUCAUGGGCUUCUGGGGAAGACAAGGCCCUUAGAUCACUGCCUUCUCCCCAGCGACCACUCCAGGUGGGAGGCCCUGGAGUGUCGUGUCGUGUCUUGGAGCAGCUGGAAGGAGCGGGUCUCGCAGGGUGUGUCCGUAAGGGCAGCCCCGGCAGCCCAGCAGGAGCAGGUGGUCAAACAACGAGGAACAGCUCUGUUUGCAAGGUAGCCUUGGAAGUGCAGGGGUGCACCUGUUACGGGUCCUGGGAAGGGUCCUUUUCUCCGUCCCUUUUGUCAGCAGCUCAGUGUCCCAGUCUGGUUGUAAUGAGUGUGUCAGCCCAGCAGACGGCCCCAGGGAAGGGCUCUGUCCUGAGUCCCUCCAGAGCUGUAAGCACAGGCUUAGAGGUGAGGCUGGUUAAAAUGUUAAAAUCAGGAGCAACAUUAGAGAGGAGGCUCUUGGAGGACUGAAAAUGACCCCCUACAGCCCUGCGCCGGGCAAGACUCGAGCACAGGGUGCGUGGCCACACCGCGGCGCAGACCCAGGACCCAGGCCCCCGGCCCCCGUCCCCUCACUUGCCCUGUGCUUGUGUUGGGGGGGCACUCCGCACUGCAGCUGGCGCCACCAAAAUAAAUAACACUGAUCUAGAGGUGGAGAAAUGGGGGUGGUCAUCUUUCCAGAUUGGAGAGUUGAACGUGUCCGACUCAGUUCAGCCGUUUUCCCUUGUGCUGUUGGACACGGACAGUGGCAAAGUCUCCCGAACACAGUUUGCAGUGGUUGAGCCUGGAAACGCCUGUUCCCAGAGGAGGAACCAUACAUGCUUUCUCCGGUGCAAAUCUUCCCACGGUGCGUAGUUCAGGGACUCAUCCUUUUGAAAGUUUGUGUCCAGUAGGUCAGGGAGACCAGGUUAUGUUUCUGUGAUGCUCUGCCCAGUUAGUGAAAUGAAUUCCUAGCAUGGCGGCCCUGCGGUUACUUCACCUCCUGGACACCGUCGGCCUGCCUUCACCCCAUCCGUUUUACGCACUUACCCUGAGCUUCAUGGGGCUUCCUGGCCUGUGAGCAGGAUGGAGAGUGCGCGCACGCACCUUCCAUAGUCCUUGGUUGGUUGGUUGUCCUUUGAAGAGUCCCCAUGAGACGGUCUCUUUCCUGCUAAGGUGGUCCCUCUGGACGCGGGGGCAUCUUCUGGAGGGUGGGGCCUGGGAACCCAGGUCUCCUGGCCCUGCGCAGGGGAGCCGAGCCUGCAGCCUGCUGACCAUCAGCUCUGGACUUGGUCACUUUGUUGCUGCAGGUGGAUCUAGCCGGUACAUAUGCUAAUUAACAGUCUUUUUCUUUCUUUCUUAUUUAAAGGAGUCCCUCUUGCGGAAAGUAGGUGAUCACUAUGACAAUAGUGUUGUGAAAGUAGUAAGUUUGUGCUGAAAACCCAUUGCCAUUUGGUACAAAUGACAUUUGUUCUUUCUGUGAAAGAGAGAUGCCCUCAGUGUGUGCACACAGACCCCGUCGCGGGGUGAGCGAAGGAGGGGGGCCCCCGCGCUCGCCCUGGGCCGCAUCCCGGGGGGGCCGGGUGGACGUGGCUUGUCGGUGUCACUCUCCCCGUUGCUCUGCUGCUGAAAUGGCCGUGGCCCCCUUCCCUCUUUCCAGCCCAACCAGACUUUAAUACCUGCCCUGGUGUCCUCGUGCUGAGGCUGGCACGGCAGCGGUGUCACACCCACAUCUCUGUGGGCUUAGGAGUACACGUGGGGCCUGGAGCACGCGGGCUCCGCCCCAAGUGGGAAGACCGGUUCGCAGUGCUUUCAAACAUCUACAUAGUUUUCAGUUGGAAAAAGGAAAAACUCACUAGUGUGACGUCCUGGAAGGAAAGCUGCUGACAAUCUGGGAGUGGCGGCCAGCUCGAUGCCCAGCCAGCGCUCGUGCCCUCAAGUGCGCACGGGCUGGCGGUGCGGGAGACCUGGAGAAACAGGCAGAGAGGAAAUUUUUCUUUUUUUGCAAGUUGGUAAAAACGGACUCUCCCGGGGAGUUUGUCAUCCUUUCAAGUAUCCGGAGUUGCUCUGGGGAGCCUGGUUUUCCCGUUUCAGAGGACGCUGGGUUUAAUGAGACUGGUUAAAGUUGAGCUUGUGUUUCAAGUAAGUGCUCUUCCCUGGUGAAAACUACUUUUUUGGUUUGUUUUCAAGGUAAGAAAGGGAAGGAGAAACGUUACUCUUUUAAUUUGAUCAUUACAUUCAGUCUAUGAUGUUUAAUUAUUAGCAAUGCCACUAAUACAUUUUAAGUUGUCAGAAAUUAAUUGUAAACAUCAGCUCAGUACUUAGUUUAUGGCAAAGACAGCUGUCAAGAUAAAUGGCUCAUAUUUUGGUGCAGUGUUUGAUGUUCAAAACAAAAUGUUACAACAAUAAACAAACGUAAACUGGA
This is a messenger RNA of Vicugna pacos (alpaca), 5829 nucleotides long. Lineage: Eukaryota; Metazoa; Chordata; Mammalia; Artiodactyla; Camelidae. The record is from RefSeq and is a predicted model, not a curated record.